AAACAAAGGUAGAGAAAAAAAUCUAAUCUUCAAAUUUCUUUUCUUUGUUUUCAAUGAUCCGUCAUGAAUAAAUCCUGGCAGAUUUAGAACGCACCGAGCAAGUGAAGCAGAUCAGAUCUGAAAAGGAUUAGUUUUAUUUCUCAGGCAAAUUUCCUCUUGAAAGCUACGGAUCUAUUACUUCUAUCUAGAACUGCUUAGUAGAGUGCUGAAGAUGGCAUUUGGUUCUCAUACUUUGAAUUGUCCUCACCUUGCCUCGUUACGCGCUUAAAAAGUGUUACUUGGCAGAAAACUGAAGAAAAAGCAGUUGGUUGUCACACUUUGGACUAUCUUCACCUUGCUUGAAGUUUGUUCAACUUGAGCUUAUCAAGAAUGGGUUGUGGGUUUUGUGAGUCUGCUUUUUCUAACUGCGUGGGAACACUGCUUGUGGAUUGGGUGGCGAAGUCAGUAGGACGUCAAUUUAAUUACAUUUGCCAUUUUCACCACAAUGUUGAAAAGCUCAAGAAAAGAAAAGAAGAUCUGAAAAAGGCACGGGAUCGGCUGCAACAUGACAUUGAGGAUGCUGAAAGGCAACUUCAAGAAAUUGAAGAUGAUGUCAAAGAUUUGCUAUCACAGGCAGACAUAAUCCUAUCUGAUGAAACUCUGGAAAAUGAAAUGCAACGAAAUAUGAGAUGUUUCAUUUGGUGUCCUAACUGGAGUAGGCAGUAUUGGUUAAGCAAGAAAGCAAUGAAGAACACUCUUGUUAUUGGUGAGCUUAUUGAGAAGAUUGCCAAGUUUAGUCAAACUGGACGAGUGGGCUACCGUUCACGUAGUACAAAUCCGACCAUAGAAUUUCUCUCAUCUAAGGAUUUUAUGGUUUUUGAAUCUUCAACAAAAGGUUUCGAUCAGAUAAUUGAAGCCUUACAGGAUGACAAGGUCAGCAUGAUUGGAUUGUGGGGGAUGCCAGGGGUGGGCAAGACAACCCUAGUCCGAGAAGUUGGAAUUCAUGCCAAAAAAUUAAAUCUGUUUGACAAAGUUGCGAUUGCUACUGUGUCUCAAAAGCCAAACUUUGAAACAAUUCAAGAUGAAAUUGCAAAAUACUUGGAUUUCGAUAUGAAGAAUGGCCAAGGAAGAAGAUCAAUCCAAGAGUUCUGGUUGAAACUGCAGAAGGAGAAAAGGAUUCUAAUAAUCCUUGAUGAUGUUUGGGCAAAAAUUGACUUAAAGGAGCAGAUAGGAAUUCCAUUUGCUGAUGAUCAUAAAGGCUGCAAAAUUCUUUUAACAACACGGCGUCAACAUGUAUGUUUUGCCAUGGAAUGUCAAAAGACAAUAUUUCUUGGUUGUCUGGAUGACCAUGAAGCUUGGACUUUAUUUGAAAGGAAAGCAAGUCUAGAUAACUCUUCUGAUGACGCUAUUAAACAUGUGGCAUCUAAAGUUAUCAAAAAGUGUCAGGGUUUGCCCAUAGCUAUAGUUACAUUGGGAAGUGCUCUAAAAGGGAAAAAUCUUCAUAGGUGGGAAGCAGCAUAUAGGAGACUCGAAAACCGCAGAUUGGAUGACAUAGAGGACAUUGAUGAAAAAAAUGCUUACCUAGUUCUUGAGGUGAGUUUUGAUUAUUUGAAUGAUAAGGAGACCAAGAUGUGUUUCUUGUUGUGCUCUUUAUUUCCUGAAGAUUAUGAGAUUUAUGUAGAGGAGCUGGUGAGAUAUGCAUGGGGACUAGAGUUGUGUAAAGGAAUGGGCUCAAUUGAAGUAGUGAGGAGCGAAGUGCUUGCAGCGAUGGACAUCCUCAAGGAUUCUUGUUUGUUGUUAAAUUGUGGAGAAAGGCAUGUUAAAAUGCAUGACCUGGUUCGUGACGUUGCUUUGUGGAUAGCAUCAAACAGAAAGGAGUUCUCUUUUAAGAUAAAAUCUGACGUUGUUGAAAUGUGGCCAAAAGAUGAAAGUUUUGAGCCUUUCGAAGCAGUCUCCUUCAAGACUAGUCAGAUUGUUGAACUUCCUAAAGGACUGGUACGCCCAAAUCUCAAAAUUCUUUUACUUGGUGGAGGUAGGAAGAUGACAGCUUCAAGUGAAUUCUUUGAAGGAAUGAAAGCAUUAAAAGUUUGUGCUUUGAAUUCUAGAUUGAUAUCUCCGGAUGCAUUUCAGUUUCAAACAAACCUUAGAACUCUACAUUUGGAAAGUUGCAAACUCUUGGACAUCUCAGUGCUUGGGAAGUUGAAGAAACUUGAGGUUCUUUCAUUUAGUCAGUCUGAUAUCAAAGAAUUGCAAGAAGAAAUAGGUGAUUUGGAUAAUCUUAAAUUGUUGGAUUUAUCAUAUUGUGUACAACUACAGAGAAUCCCUCCUCGUUUAAUACGAAGAUUGUCCCAAUUAGAAGAACUAUACUUGCAUGGUUGUGGAGGAAUAAAAUGGGCCACUGAGCGCACAGUUCAAGAAGAAAGCUAUGCCUGUCUAUCAGAGUUGGAUUCCUUGUCAAACUUGAUCGUAUUAUCUUUAGAGGUUUCUUCUGAACAUGUUCCAAGGGACUUUGUGUUCUGUAAAUUACAAAGGUUUUAUGUAUGUGUUGGCUUUGGCUUUGGCUUUUAUAAUUUUUAUCGAAGGAAGGAGAGGGACUCUGAGAUCUGCCUAUUCUCGAGAUCUUUAAAAAUUGAGGGGUCUGUAAUAGAGGCAUGCAAGCAGUUACUUGGGGAUACAGAAUCUCUUAAUCUGAAAAAUGUGGUGGGUUUCCAAAAUCUUGUUCCAAGCAUGGAGUCAGGCCGAGUGGUAUUCAAUAAGCUGACUUCUGUGGGUCUUGAGAGUUGCGAGACUAUGAAAUGUCUCAUUGAUACAACAAAGCAGCAGGAGCUAACCAUUGCGUUCUCUAAUUUGUUCAAAUUAUCUUUAAAAGAUAUGCGUGGUUUGGAAGAGCUAUGCAGUGGUCAUCAACCGCAAGGGUUUUUGCUAAAAUUAAAAACUUUGAUUAUAGAUAAAUGCAGGGACAUGACAUGUGCAAUCCCAAUUCUACAAAGUCUUGAAUGGUUGGAAGUUAAUUAUUGUGAUGAGAUGCAAGUGCUAUUUCAGAUUGCUGAAUUGAAGAGCAUACAACAAGGACCCAGUCAUCAUGUAAGCUUACAAAGUUUGAAGGUUGUAAGAAUAGAUAACUGCAAUAAAUUUAGAUAUCUCUUCCCAUCGUCUGUUGCUAAAAGUCUUGGGCAACUGGAAACGCUGAACAUAUCCGACUGCUUGGAAUUGGAAGAAAUAAUUCCCAAAACGGAAGUGACAAACAUCAAUCUCCAAAGUCUAAGGGAAGUACAUGUAAGUGGCUGCAGUAAGUUGACAUCUCUUUCCUCAUUGUCGCAUGGUCAAAGUUUGGAGAAUUUGACUACACUUGAGAUUAUUGAUUGCUCUCGAUUGGAAUAUACUUUUCCAAUCUCAAUGGCUGAAGGUCUUCCGCAGCUGAAUAAGGUUACAUUGCAAAGAUUGGCUGAAUUUAAAGGAAGGGAUGGAAAUGAUAUUGUACUCAUGCUGCCAUCUUUACAAGCGUUGGAAAUAAGAGAGUGUCCACAAUUUAUCAUUUCGACUAAAAUACUGAUUGCUGAAUCGAGGAGCAUACAACAAGGACCCAGUUAUCAUGUAAGCUUACAAAGUUUGAAGGUUGUAACGAUAGACAACUGCGAUAAAUUGAGAUAUCUCUUCCCAACGUCUGUUGCUGAAAGUCUUGGGCAACUGGAAAUGCUGGACAUAUCCGAAUGCUUGGAAUUGGAAGAAAUAAUUCCCAAAACAGAAGUGUCAAACAUCAAUCUCCAAAAUCUAAGGAAAGUAUGUGUAAGUGGCUGCAAUAACUUGACAUCUCUUUCCUCAUUGUCUCAUGGUCAAAUUUUGGAGAAAUUGUCAACACUUAGGAUUUGGGAUUGCUCUCGAUUGGAAUAUACUUUUCCAAUCUCAAUGGCUGAAGGUCUUCCACAGUUGAAUGAGGUUAGAUUGGGAAGAUUGCCUGAAUUAAAAGGAAGGGAUGGGAAUGACAUUGUACUCACGCUGCCAUCUUUACAAAAGUUGUAUGUGGAUGAUUGUCCACAAUUGACUCCUUUUAUCAUUUCGGCUAAAAUACAGGUGUUACAAUUUAAGGAUAUGGGAGAAAAGAAGAAAUCAUGCAAUAUGAUAGUUCCUAAAUUGGGACAAAAAUUACCAAACAUGGAAUAUUUGACCAUCAUUAAUUUUGAAGAGUUAUUUGAUGGUGGAUAUAAUUUUUCAAGUUUGAAGGAACUAAUAUUGGAUGAUCUACCUGAAUUGCGGGUGGCAUGGAAAGAUCCCAUCCAAGUUGUCAACUUUCAAAACCUCACUAAAUUGCACGUCUUUUGUUGCGGAAGGUUAAGAUAUAUCUUAUCACCUACCAUCGGUCGGAAUUUGCCACAAUUGAGCUCUUUACGGAUAUAUGAGUGUGAGGAAUUGGAGCAAAUUUUUGAAAAGGAUGGUCAAGCUUCAUCACAAGGUCAUCAUCUCCAACCUAUAUGCCUCCCUAAUCUGACUGAAAUAGAGAUUCAUAAAUGCGAAAACUUGAAAAGUCUCUUUCCGAUUAGUGUUGCUCAUGGCCUUUCAAAACUGCAGAAGUUAAUUGUUGAGAACGUCUCCAAAUUAGAACAAGUAUUUGAACAAUCAGGAGAUGAGGCAAAUGGUAGCGAGGAAAAAGAGAAAGUGAUACAGCUACCUUAUUUGGGCACCUUACAUCUUUCCGAGCUACCAAACCUUGUGAGGUUCAGCCCUGUGGGUUAUCAUUUCGUAUUCCCAUCUUUGUAUGAUUUAACUGUAAGAGGUUGUCCCAAUAUAACCACAAGCUUUAGUGUUGAUUCAGAGCAAUCUGGGCAUGCCAAAACAGAGGCAAUCCUAUCAAUUGAUGAAAAUAUAGUGGAAGAGUCUACUAGAGCUCAACAAAAAACAUGGCCAAUUGGUAGUGAUAUAAGCUGGUGUUCUUACAUAAAGGUAGCACACUUUUUCAGAGUACGGAGAUGAAGAAGUGAAUGUGAGUUUGAGAAGAUACCAGUAAAUGAGGCAGUUGCUAAUUUGCUGCAGCAUUUCACAAAACUUUGUGCCAACUUCAUAGACUUGCAGCCAAAAAUUGCGAUCAUAUUAGAACGCUAAUUUCUAUGAGGGUACAUAAGACUGCAUUCCUGAUUAUUUGUCUUUUUUUUAUCAGCUAAAAGUUUAUAGUUUGCUGUCUUUUCCACUAGCAGACUUGAAAACAAGGAUCUUUUAAAACAUCAAUGUGCACGUUUUAAUUGUCUUUGUGUUUCUGUAAGGAAGUCACGUGAAAAUUCAUCAAUUCUGAAUUUCAGUUGAAUAGCAUUUCUUCCUCCCUCUAGACAUUAGACAAAUCACAUACUAUUUUGUGGCAUAAGAAUUGCUAUAAUAAUUCCUUGCAUCAUAAUUUCAUACAAUUAGAUUGAUUUUUAAUUUUUUGCAAAACAGCUAGUCAAAACUAAGUUUCCUUAGUUGAUGUUCUAGAGGUUGCUUUAACUAAAGAAGGGAUCUUACUGAGUUAAAUACU
Molecule: messenger RNA, 5482 nt
Organism: Durio zibethinus
Lineage: Eukaryota; Viridiplantae; Streptophyta; Magnoliopsida; Malvales; Malvaceae
Source: RefSeq, a predicted model, not a curated record